AUGGCGUGCACUCUUCGCGUUAGCACCUGUCCUCUGUCGUCGUCAGCGUUCGUCACUCGAAACUGUGUGCGCAGCCACGUGGCACUAGCUGGUGCUACGAAUGGCAGAGGACGCGCUCUUGCGGUGCAGCCGCGGGCGCAGGUUUCGGAUAAGGUAGAACCGCGCCUCCUCGUCCAACACCUGCCACACCCCCACGCUCCUGCCACACCCCCACGCUCCUGCCACACCCCCACGCUCCUGCCACACCCCCACGCUCCUGCCACACCCCCACGCUCCUGCCACACCCCCACGCUCCUGCCACACCCCCACGCUCCUGCCACACCCCCACGCUCCUGCCACACCACCCCCACGCUCCUGCCACACCCCCACGCUCCUGCCACACCCCCACACUCCCCCUCCCAUUCCACAUCAACGCCUUCCCUCCCCCACCCCUCCCUCUGCCUCCAUCUCCCCUCCGCAGUGGUGUUCAAUGAGCUCAAAUCGCUCGGGCUCAAAAGCAUCUCACCAGAGGAGGCAGCAGCCAUGGCCUACGGCACCACUGACGGGUCAGAGGCCAGCGAGGGCAGUGGGAGUGGAAGCACGGAGGGCAGUGGGAGCGGGCGGGCAGUGCUGCUGGACGUGCGGGAAGCGGGGGACUACGAGGAGGUGCAUGCGCGCGGGGCAGCGAGCGCGCCGCUCUUCCGCCUCAUCCAAGGCAGCGAUCUCACCGCGUGGGCCCGCCGCGUGGGGUACGCGGCAAUGGGGGACUUCAAGGGCACGGAGCGCAAUCCGGAACUGCUCAAGCAGGCGGAGGCGGCGGUGGGGGGGGAUAAGAGCCGCACUGUGAUUGUGAUGUGCGGGCGCGGCGGCACGCUGCAGAACGUGUCGAUGCGCAAAGGCAUGGAGUUCCGAGACCCUGACAAGCGAUUCGGCCUCCAGUCCAGGUCUCUCAAGGCGUGCUACGAGCUGCAUGUGGCGGGGUUCAGCAGCAUCCUCCAUCUGGACGGCGGACUCAACCUCUGGCUGCACAAGAAGUUACCCUCGGAGCCAUGA
Molecule: messenger RNA, 1032 nt
Organism: Closterium sp. Naga37s-1
Lineage: Eukaryota; Viridiplantae; Streptophyta; Zygnematophyceae; Desmidiales; Closteriaceae
Source: the annotation of a GenBank genome assembly